This is a messenger RNA of Venturia canescens, 2937 nucleotides long. It is a transcript of the gene DNAlig1, whose product is annotated as DNA ligase 1. Gene Ontology annotation, molecular function: ATP binding; DNA ligase (ATP) activity; DNA binding. The transcript has 15 exons. The coding region runs from base 113 to 2863 and encodes 916 amino acids. Gene Ontology annotation, cellular component: nucleus; mitochondrion. Gene Ontology annotation, biological process: DNA repair; Okazaki fragment processing involved in mitotic DNA replication; DNA recombination. The record is from RefSeq and is a predicted model, not a curated record. NCBI's taxonomy places the organism in Eukaryota, Metazoa, Arthropoda, Insecta, Hymenoptera, Ichneumonidae.
UACGCGUAAACGUUGUUGUAGACGGCGCUGGAUAAUCACGCCAUUCACGUACCUCGACGGAAUGAUGCACUAAAUUUUUUAGGUUAAGUUUGUACAGAAAAACGGCGCGAAAAUGGCACAGCGCUCGAUCACAUCUUUCUUCAAGAAAUCGACUGUAAACGGGGAUAAAAAUGGUACUGCGUCAGAAUCGAGUAAAGAGAGCAAAGAUAAAGCUGCUUCAAAAUUGACGGAUGCUAAAAGGAAAAGGGAUGAUGGCAGCAGCAGUAGCAGCUCGAGUUCUCCGCCAUCCAAAAAGAUUGUACCGAGUCCCAAACCGACAGCCAAAACAAAAAAACCUUCUUCUAUUAAGAAAACAUCAUCAAAGUCUCCGAAAUUAACAUCAAAAGAUAAAAACAAUAAAUCUAACGAGGAUAAAAUAGACAAAAUUAAUAAAGAUGAGAAGAAGAACAAGGUUGAAGAAGAAUCAUCCGAUUCUCUAAAAAAUAAGAGCGAAAAGAAAGAGCCAUCAGAUUUAGUACAAAAAAACGAAUCUGCGAAGAAGAAAACUGCUAAAAAAAGGGCCAGAAUAAUUCAAGAGGAUUCCAGCGAUGAUGAAGGCCACUUGCCGUUGCCAGAUAGUCCAGCAAAAGAGCAGAAUGGAACUAGCCCCAAAAAUGGAAAAUCUCAAGCAAAAAUAUUGUCAGAAAGUGAAUCUGAAGAUGAACCUCCAAAGAAAGAUAAUGUCAACAAGGAUAAGAAAAUUGAAGAAAAAAAAGAUGAAAAGAGCGAGGAAGGGAAACAAAGUCCAAAAAAAGUGAAAACGGAUAGCAAAUCUCCCAAAGUGAUGAACAAUUUUUUUGCUCCGAGGCAGCAAAAAGAUGGAAAGAACAAAAGCACGGAUAAAAAGAACGAGAGCUCCGCGUACAAUCCAAAUUCAGCAAAAUAUCAUCCAAUAGAUGAUGCGUGCUGGAAACGAGGAGACAAAGUACCUUACAUUGCACUCACGAGAACGUUAGAACUGAUUGAGGAAACGAGUGCUAGAUUGAAGAUGAUUGAAAUAUUAUCAAAUUAUUUUCGCUCCCUAAUAGUGCUGAGUCCCGACGAUCUCUUGCCGAGUGUGUAUCUGUGUCUUAAUCAACUUGCCCCUGCUUACGAAGGUCUUGAACUUGGAAUAGCAGAAACAACGUUAAUGAAAGCGAUAGCACAAUGCACAGGAAGAACCCUGGCACAAAUCAAAUUAGACGCUCAAGAAGCUGGAGAUUUGGGUGUAGUUGCGGAGGGAAGUCGUUCGAAUCAAAGAAUGAUGUUUCAGCCUGCAGCUUUAACGGUUUCAAACGUGUACACGAAAUUGAAAGAAAUUUCCCAGAUGACGGGAACUGCGUCCGUUGGCAAAAAAGUUGAUAGAAUUCAAUCGCUUUUCGUCGCUUGUCGUUCCACGGAAGCAAGAUAUCUCAUUAGGUCUUUGGCAGGCAAGCUUCGAAUAGGAUUGGCCGAACAAUCAGUUUUGCAGGCUCUCGCUCUUGCUUGUGCAAUGACGCCACCGGAACAAGAAUAUCCGCACGAAAUUUUGGACGCGAGUAGUAAAAUGGGGAGCGAAACCUUCAAGCAGAAAUACGACGAGAUUUCACUCAUCGUGAAAACUACUUACUGCGAGUGCCCGAAUUUCGACAUGGUCAUACCAGUUUUGCUGAAAGACGGUGUAAAAGCUUUACCAGAAAAGUGCAAGCUCACGCCAGGUAUUCCGUUGAAACCCAUGCUGGCGCAUCCGACGAAAGGUGUCCAGGAAGUUCUGACGCGGUUCGAGGGCCUUGAGUUCACCUGCGAAUGGAAAUACGAUGGUGAACGCGCUCAAAUUCACGUUGCCGAGAAUGGCGACGUGAGCAUAUACAGUAGAAACCAGGAAAAUAAUACGAGCAAAUAUCCUGAUAUCAUUGGUAGACUGAAUAAUACGCGAGGCGAUAAUGUCACGAGUUGUAUAUUGGAUUGCGAAGCGGUCGCUUGGGAACGUGAGAAGAAACAAAUAUUGCCAUUCCAAAUUCUCAGCACGAGGAAAAGGAAGGACGCUAACGAGGCCGAGAUCAAAGUCCAGGUGUGCGUUUUCAUGUUUGAUCUUUUGUAUUUCAAUGGCGAGCCAUUAGUGAAAGAACCAUUCGCAAAACGGCGCGAAUUAUUGAGAGAAAACUUUAAGGAAGUCGAGGGAGAAUGGUACUUCGCGACGAGCCUCGAUACGACGAAGAUGGAGGAGGUUCAAGAUUUCCUCGAGGUUUCUGUGAAGGGUAACUGCGAGGGUCUCAUGGUCAAGACACUGUACGAAGACGCAACCUACGAAAUCGCUAAAAGAUCCCGGAACUGGUUGAAACUGAAAAAGGAUUAUUUGGAAGGCGUCGGCGAUACUCUCGAUGUUGUCGUUAUCGGUGGGUACAUUGGAAAAGGAAAGAGAACUGGAACUUACGGAGGAUUUCUUCUCGCUUGUUACGAUCAGGAAAAUGAGGAAUAUCAGAGUCUUUGUAAGAUUGGCACGGGAUUCAGUGAAGAGGAUCUUCAGAAAUACACGGAAGUACUGAAAGAAAAAGUUAUACCACAGGCAAAAUCGUAUUACAGAUACGACAAUGCCCAUGAACCGGAUCAUUGGUUCGACGCCUCUCAAGUUUGGGAAAUCAAAUGCGCGGAUCUCUCGCUGUCACCGGUGCAUCGAGCAGCUGCAGGAAUUGUUGAUCCGGAGAAGGGAAUAUCAUUGAGGUUUCCACGUUUCGUUCGCGUUCGUGAGGACAAAAAUCCCGAAGAUGCAACGUCGGCUCAGCAGGUUGCAGAUAUGUACAAGAAUCAAGAGCAAAUAAUUAAUCAAACUUCGACGUCGAAAGUCAACGACGAAGACUUUUACUAAACACAAUCAUGUCAAUUUAUCUUUACCUCUGUAUUUUUCGUAUUUUUGUAGCCAAUAAAAUGUGUAUGAUUUUA